AUGAUUGAAAUUGUUCACCGAUUUGGUAUUGUUUUUGUCGUAACGUUAUACGUUACAGCAAACAUUUGUACCGUAGAAGGAUCACCAUGUCGUUGUUCGCCAUGUGAAAUAUUAUGCCCAAAGACUAUUCUAUGUCCACCACCAAUCACUUGUCCACUACAAACAUGUCCAGUGCCAUCACCAUGUCCACAACCACCUCCAUGUCCACCAUGUCUUAGUUCCGUUGUACAACAACCGGUCCUCGUCACUCAUCACGUAGUAGUGCCAGUGGUACGGAAAAUUCCUGUUAUUGAAAAUAUCUGCUGCAGUACCUGUUCAACUCCGUGUAUUGCACGUAAAAAACGUCAAUUAUCAAUGAAAGAUGAAACGAUAAAUAAUACUAUCAAAUUACCAUUGAAUACCGUAUGCAAUAGCAAAAUUUUGAAGAAAAUAAUGAAUGAAAGCAUUCUGUCGAAUGUUACGGGAUCACGACAUUUAAUUCAAAAGGCAUCAGAAACUCAACUCCAUGGACAUUUCAAUGUCAUUUGCAGUGACAACGAUUUGUCAUAUUCGGCCUUUACUACUUCUGUUUUCUGUCAACAUCAGAAAGAUAAUAUUAUCUGUUAUGCUUUUAAGACAACCGAAUUUCAGUAA
Molecule: messenger RNA, 633 nt
Organism: Acanthocheilonema viteae
Lineage: Eukaryota; Metazoa; Nematoda; Chromadorea; Rhabditida; Onchocercidae
Source: the annotation of a GenBank genome assembly